AUGUCGGCCGCAAUGAAGGCCAUCAGACGAUCCUUGAAGGGGGAGAAAGAACCCAAGCAUCAUCAUCAUCACCACAUCUCCAUUACCCCCAAGUCCGCGAUCGCUAUUCUCCCUCCCAAGAAGGUGAUCAAAGCUCUCUACGACUACCAACCCGAACCAGGCCCCAACCAGGAAUUGGCUUUCAGCAAGGGCGACUUUUUCCACGUUAUCAGCAGGGAGGACGACUCGGACUGGUACGAGGCCUGUAAUCCGCUUAUCCCUGAAGCCCGAGGGCUCGUUCCUGUCUCCUUCUUCGAAAUCAUCGGCAAAACCGAAAGGGAUAGUGGGGGUUCCGGCGAUCUGAAUAAAAAGGGCCACCCCGACCUGGGCUUCUCCGAUCGCAUUCCCGCCUCCGAUUCUCCCAUCAACACCACCAGUCAAGGCGUCUUCAGGAUGUCUGCGCUCGGCAAGGGCCAGGGCGCCAUGGUUUACGGCAUUGUUCAGUACGAUUUCCAGGCCGAACGCCCCGACGAGCUAGACGCCAAGGCUGGGGAGGCGAUUAUCGUCAUCGCCCAGUCCAACCCCGAAUGGUUCGUCGCCAAACCCAUCGGCCGUCUCGGUGGUCCCGGUCUGAUUCCCGUCUCCUUCAUUGAACUGCGCGAUAUGCAGUCUGGUCAGGCGGUUACCGACCCGCUGGAGGCCGUGCGACGCGCCGGUGUCCCCAAGGUCGAGGAGUGGAAGAAGAUGACUGCCGAGUAUAAGAACAGCAGCAUCACCCUCGGCAAGAUCGAGAGCGGCGCUGCUGGCGGUGGCAUGGGCGCCGUCACCAACGGCAUGGAGAAGAUGUCCAUGAGCCCCCACCAGAGCGCACACAUGAGCCAGAAUGGCAACUCUUACCCGUAUCACCAGCGCAACGCCAGCAAAGGAACUCUAGCAUCGCAGGCAGCCACCUCGCAAUCUUCUCAAAACUACCAACCCGUUCUCGCGCCGGUCGCCGCCUCGAUCCCACGCUACUGCUUCGAUAAUGACAAAUACUGGUACAUUAUCGAAGCGAAGAUGGAAGACGGUCGCUGCUGGGAACUGUCACGAUACUACCACGAUUUCUACGACUUCCAGAUUGCCCUCCUGACUCAGUUCGAAGAUGAAGCCGGCAAUCGAGGCCGACCGCGCACCCUCCCCUUCAUGCCAGGCCCCGUCACGCACGUUACCGAUGCGAUUUCCAACGGCCGUCGCCAAAACCUCGACGAGUACAUCAAGAAGCUCUUGAGCAUGCCUCCGCACAUCGCCCGCUGCCAACUGGUCCGGCAGUUGUUUGCGCCCCGGCAGGGCGACUUUGAAAUCGACCCGAACGCCUUUGGCGAGGAAGCGCGUUACUCGGGGGAGUCGCAUCACUCAGACCCUUCGCGCAGUGUCUCCCGCCAGUCUUCCCAGGUACCGAUGAAUGCGCCCCAAGACCGCACCUCGCAGCAGCAGCAACAACAACAACAACAGCAACAGCAGCGCUCGCAACAAGGCUCCGGCUCUUUCGCCAAUUGUGCCCCGCCGCCUAUGAAUCGUCAGGCCAGCUCCCUCACGCAGGUGUCCACGGCAUCGAACUCGAGCGCGAUGAAGGUCAAGGUGUUCUUCCAGGACGAUCUGAUCGCGAUCCGCAUUCCGUCCGGCGUCAGCAUGCAGCAUCUCAAGGAUAAGCUGUCUGAUCGGCUGAAGAUCCAGGAAGAUAUCAUCGUGCAGUACCGCGAUGAGACUUCUGGCACCUACGUCGAUCUGGUGUCUGAUCAAGACCUGGAGAAUGCCAUGCAGCGCAACACAAAGUUGACGCUGUUUGUGAGCAUCGCCUAA
Penicillium cinerascens is the source of this 1818-nucleotide messenger RNA. Its product is annotated as phosphatidylinositol-3-phosphate-binding protein BEM1. Bases 1 to 1818 code for a protein of 605 amino acids. The transcript has 4 exons. Gene Ontology annotation, cellular component: mating projection tip. Gene Ontology annotation, biological process: conjugation with cellular fusion. NCBI's taxonomy places the organism in Eukaryota, Fungi, Ascomycota, Eurotiomycetes, Eurotiales, Aspergillaceae. The record is from RefSeq and is a predicted model, not a curated record. Gene Ontology annotation, molecular function: phosphatidylinositol binding; protein binding.